AUGGUUCAUAUGUUAACAAAUGAUAAUAAAAUUCGAUUUGAAAUGAAAAAUCACCUAAUAAUUGCUGCUGGACAAAUUUCAAUUUUCAUGGAGCUCACUCGUCGUAAAAGUCAAACUAAUAAACUGAAUGAAAAUGAUCCAACACCGUUAAUUAAUACAUCAAUGCCAAAUGAAAAAAGAAAAAAUUCAAAAGAUGUGACACCGACGGAAAAAAAUAACAUUUUAUCGUAUUUUCAAAAAAUAUUUCUUGAUCAAAUUUCAUCGAAUACUUAUUUUCAUACACGAAUACUAUUCGUACGUCUGCUUGGUCUUGUCUAUACGUUCAGUUUUCUUGCUGCUUAUCAUCAAGCACCAGUUCUCAUCGGCUAUCAAGGCCUAUAUCAAUCACAUAUUCACAUGAAACAAAUGAAAGAACGUUAUGGCAUAUGGCAAUCACCAUCAAUGUUUUAUUUUUUACCCUGGAUGGAUACAUCUGACAUAUCAUUACGUACAAUAUGUGCUGCAGGAACUCUACUUGGUAUAUUUUUAUUAUUUACUGGACGAUGCAAUUCAAUAAUUCUAUUUAUACUUUGGUGUUUUCAAACAAGUAUACUUAAUAUAGGACAAUUGUUUUAUGGUUUUGGUUGGGAAACGCAAAUACUUGAAACAACAUUUUUAGGAAUGUUUCUGGUUCCAUUAUAUAGCUUAUCAAAAAUCGAUCGUCAUAGCCCACCAAGUAUUUUAUUUAUAUUUUUAAUGCGCUUUUUAAUUGCUCGAAUUAUGUUGGGUGCUGGAUUGAUAAAAAUUCGUGGUGAUCAAUGUUGGAGAGAUCUUACUUGUAUGCAAUAUCAUUAUGAAACUCAACCGAUACCAAAUGCAAUAUCAUAUUAUCUCCAUCAAACACCAGCUUCAUUUCAUAAAUUUGAAGUACUUGUAAAUCAUUUUAUUGAACUAAUCGCUCCAUUUUUAUGUUUUGGUCCGUGGCGUUCGAUUCGACAUAUUGGUGGAACAUUACAAAUACUUUUUCAAAUAUUAUUAAUCAUCAGUGGAAAUCUAAGUGUUUUAAAUUGGGUUACUAUUGCUCCAGCAUUAUGGUGUUUUGAUGAUACAUAUCCAUUGUAUAAAUAUAUAUUUAAAUGUCAAACAUAUACAGAAAUAAUUUAUUGUGGCAUUCGACGACGAAUCAAAGUUCUAAAUUCAAUUAUAAAAUUAUUCGUAUUUAGUCUAAUUAUUUUUCUAAGUAUUGAUCCUGUAUUAAAUUUAUUCUCUCGUUACCAACGAAUGAAUUCUAGUUUUGAUCGAUUUAAUCUUGUUAAUACGUAUGGUGCAUUUGGUAGUGUUGGAAAAAUUCGCAAUGAAGUUAUUAUCACUGGUUGUAAUAAAUCAACCGUUGAACAAUGUAGCCAUGAUAAUGCUUGGCUUGAAUAUGAAUUUAGUUGUAAACCAGGAAAAAUUGAUAAAACACCUUGUUUCAGUGCACCAUAUCAUCGAAGAUUAACAUGGCAAUUAUGGUUUGCAGCCAUGCAAAAUUUACAAUAUAACCCCUGGCUUAUUCAUUUAAUGGUACAUUUACUUGCAUCUGAUCAAUAUUCGCCUGUAAAUGUAGUGUUAUCUGUAGGAGGAAAUCCAUUUCCUGAUGCACCACCUCGGUUCAUUAAAGCUGAUUUAUAUCGUUAUAAAUUUGCAAGUUUAGGUAGUGGAGAUAAAAAUUGGUGGACCCGAACUUAUCAACAGUCAUAUGCACCAAUUUUUGAAUUAAAAAGUCCACAAUUAAAAUCUAUUUUACGACAAAUGACAUGGAAAAUGCCGAAAGUACCUAUGCGAUCGUAA
Molecule: messenger RNA, 1809 nt
Organism: Rotaria socialis
Lineage: Eukaryota; Metazoa; Rotifera; Eurotatoria; Philodinida; Philodinidae
Source: the annotation of a GenBank genome assembly